Stomoxys calcitrans (stable fly) is the source of this 575-nucleotide messenger RNA. It is a transcript of the gene Pfdn6, whose product is annotated as probable prefoldin subunit 6. Bases 116 to 493 code for a protein of 125 amino acids. Gene Ontology annotation, molecular function: protein-folding chaperone binding. The record is from RefSeq and is a predicted model, not a curated record. Gene Ontology annotation, biological process: chaperone-mediated protein complex assembly; protein folding. The transcript has 2 exons. NCBI's taxonomy places the organism in Eukaryota, Metazoa, Arthropoda, Insecta, Diptera, Muscidae. Gene Ontology annotation, cellular component: cytoplasm; prefoldin complex.
UCGAAUUAACAACCCUGUCCCCAUGGCUAUAAGAUUUUAAUUUUCUUCUUUCAUCGAAGCAUCUGCUUUCAACUUGUUCAACAUUAGUUAAAACUUAAGAAUAACGAUACAAAAAAUGGAUAAAAAUAGUGCCGCUUUGUUAAAGAAAUUGCAAUCUGAAUUGGAAGCUUAUCAGAACCAACAGAAAACAUGCCUAAAGUUGGUGAAACAACGUACUUUGCUGGAAAGCCAACUUAAUGAAAACAAAUGUGUUUUGGAUGAAUUAAACCUUUUGGUUCCCGACAACAAAGUCUAUAAAUUAUAUGGUCCGGUUUUGGUGAAGCAGGAUCUUGAGGAGUCUCGUCAAAAUGUUGGAAAACGUAUUGAAUAUAUUUCCAAAGAACUGAAGAGCUCAACCGAAACUCUGGAAAGUGUGGAAAAGGAUAUGGCAAAACAUCGCGAAUCGGUGCAAAAAUUGCAACAGCAAUAUCAAGUAGCUUUGGCAAUGAAGUAACAAUCUUAACUUCCGAUAAUGUUGACGAAAGGCUUAAAAAAUAAAAAAAAAAAUGAUUUUGUUGUAUAUGCCAUAAAUUCAA